Molecule: messenger RNA, 591 nt
Organism: Leptosia nina
Lineage: Eukaryota; Metazoa; Arthropoda; Insecta; Lepidoptera; Pieridae
Source: the annotation of a GenBank genome assembly
AUGGGUAAAGCAAUGUUCAUUCUGCUUGGUUUGGUCGCCGUAGCUGCCGCAUACCCAGGAGGAUAUGGAGGUGGCAGUCACGGAAGCCAAAGUGGCUUGGGUGGCUCUGGCUCAGGAUUUGGGGGUGGACAAGGUUUUGGAGGUGGUCAUGGCAGCCACGGAGGCGGCUUAGGUGGUUCUGACUCAGGAUUCGGUGGUGGUCACGGACAGGGCUUAGGUGGUAGUCACGGGGGUGGAUUUGGAGGCCACGAUUCCGGUUUCGGUGGUGGUCGCCCAGGAGGUUUCGGUAGUGGCCAGGGAGGCUUCGGUGGUGGUCAUGGAGGAUUCGGUGGUGGCCAGGGAGGCGUCGGUGGUGGUCAUGGAGGAUUCGGUAGUGGAUCUCAAGGAGGCUACGGCGGUCGCCCGGGAGGAUUCGGUGGUAGCCAGGGAGGUUUCGGCAGUGGCCCUGGAGGCUUUGGGGGGAGCCACGGUGGAUCUGGAGGCCACGGCAAUGAAGGUGGUUUUGGUGGAGGUCAUGGUGGUUUCGGUGGUGGAAAAGGCCAGGGCUCCGGCAGCGGUGGUUACGGCCACGGUGGUUAUGGUGCUCACUAA